Anguilla rostrata (American eel) is the source of this 2741-nucleotide messenger RNA. RefSeq names its product COMM domain containing 2 (gene commd2). The coding region runs from base 149 to 748 and encodes 199 amino acids. The transcript is spliced from 5 exons. The record is from RefSeq and is a predicted model, not a curated record. Lineage: Eukaryota; Metazoa; Chordata; Actinopteri; Anguilliformes; Anguillidae.
CAUUUUGGUAGUUCUUGUUUCAGUCGGAUUUUGAGGAAAGACAAAAUUAUCACGGUCAUGUGAUUUUUAUGGACGCUACAGCUGCUGAAUGUCGGGAGACCGUUCCGCAAUAAUUAUUCUUCUUUUUUGAUGUUCUUUGCUGAGUAAUAUGUUGUUAGUAUUAACCGAUGAGCAUAAAGAGCACCUGGGAUUUCUGCCCCAGGUGGACUCUGCAGUGGUGGGGGAAUUCGGACGAAUAGCGGUGGAAUUUAUGAAGAAAGGCUCGAACCCUAAAAUCUACGAGGGGGCAGCGAGAAAGUUAAACGUGCCAGUUGAAACGGUUCAGCACGGUGUGGAGGGUCUGAUGUACCUCCUCACGGAGAGCUCCAAACUCAUGAUCUCUGAGGUGGACUUCCAGGACUCGGUGCUGGUGCUGGGCUUCACCGAGGAGCUGAACGACCUGCUGCUCCAGCUCUACCUGGACAACCGCAGGGUGAUCCGGAACAUUCUCCAGGAGCUGGCCCCCUCCCUGCCGCACUACCACAACCUGGAGUGGAGGCUGGACGUGCAGCUGGCCAGCCGCGCCCUGCGGCAGCAGGUGAAGCCGGUGGUGACCCUGAAGCUGCACCUGGAGACGGAGGGGACGCAGAGCGCGCGCGUGCUGCAGACGGACCCCGCCACCCUGCUGCACGUCAUCCGGGAGCUGGAGCGCGCGCUGGCCGAGGUCAAGACCAACCACUGCCGCAGGAUCCUGCGCAACAUCAAGUAGCGCCGCGCGGCUAACGGCUAACGGCCACUGCCCCGCGUCAGGGACGGGAGGAGGCGGGGAGAACGGGCAGCUUUCACUUAAUCUGAACACCGAGGCACUUCAGACGACACCACUCUACUGCUCUUAGCGAAAGAACUGCAUUAAACUGUUUUUUUUGUUUGUUGUUUUUUCGUGUUUUUUUUUUUGUUUUUUUUUGGCUAUGGGUCAGGAAAAUCGUACAUUGCGUAGCCGAACUGGACAUCGCCUGCUUUUUUUAUUCUGGUCGAAAGGCAGUUAUUGCCGGUUCCUUAGUUAACGUGGCGAAGAUGGCGGUCACAAGCCACGCCUGUCUUCAGGAAAAGGACACGGGAUUGUGCAGCCUGGUCUUUAAGAUGACGUGUUGGGUUGAGCGUUCAUUUGGGCUUUUGUUCCAUUACCUUGAAACGGUUGGCCUGUCUCUGCACUGCCACUAAACUGAGUGAGAUGAUGAUGAUGAUGAUGAUGAUGAUGAUGAUGUCACUCGUAGUGAGUGUGAUGAUUGGCUAAAGGUUAGUUGCGCUUCAAAAACACUUUAGAUACCCUGCAAACUUUGUGUACGUGUACGUAAAACCACAAUGGAAGGCACCCGUGGAACAUAUACUCUCAUUAAAGUUGGGUGAGCCCAUUCCAGGAAGUAAAAGCGAUGCUUUCAGCAGUCCGAGACAGGAAGGAAACAGAAGUACAGGAGAAAGACAUAACCGGUUCUGAUCAUAACCGGGCAUCUAAUGUGAGUUUGAGGUUGUGCUCUCAAAUGAACCUGGCAAAUGCCGUAAUGCAUGUGGUGUCAUUGCCACUGUCGCUGGUUGCCACCACAGGGUAGAACUCCCCAGAUCGGAUCGCUUUGCGAAUGGCAGGUCGUAACUGCAGCAAAAUUAUAUUAUUACAAGAGUCGUGAGCAGCUUCUCCGCAACUGUGAUGCCCCAAUAACUGGCGGCUUCAUUCAGGUGAUGAGUUAUGAACUUUAGCCUGUGGUUUUGAAGCCGAUGCUUCAACUAAUCGUUAAAUUUGAAGCAGAUUUCUGGUAUAUUUCUGGUGCCUUUCCAGCGCUUCAGUGUGUACAAAUCUGUGUUGUGUGAAAGGGUGCAGUUUUGUUAACUCCUUGUUUGGAUGAGACGGUGUUCUAUCUGGAGUUCCACUGCACCAUGGUAACGUGUCACAGAGGUGCAACCUAAUUAGUCUUAUAGCCUUUAUAAAAUGUACUGCUCAUACGACUUAUGAAUUGAUUUCAUAUGCGUGUCUGCUGUUUGUGCUCUGUGUAAAGCUGGGUUUUUGUGAUGUGCAGAGAACUUUAACAUGGGGGCAUCUGUUUGCUCCUGUAAAUUUAGUGCAGAUUUUCCUUAGAGGGACACUGAUCCCAAAUUCCACAUUGUGGUAUUUUGAUUCCUUCGUUUUUUGAGCGAUUAUGCUUUGAAGGACUAGUUUGUUUUAACUGGUGUUUUUGAUUGCUUUGUUGGCAGACGGAUCAAUGUACCAUCAGAAAAAGUGUAUUUUUAGCCGCAAAUAGUUGAAGGACUUUGUGGGACCAAUUGUGAAUAGAUGGGAAAGGAAGGGGGUGAUGGUGGGGGGGUGCACUACCAGAAAAUUGUUCUGUAUUGUAAGUCAUUUCUUCAUUGGCUGUUGGCUGUUGAAGCUGGAAGAUGUCCCUUGCCCGCGAGCCUGAGGAUUCCAGCCACAGCCAAUCAGAGACGGAGUUCUGCACAUGCUCAGAUACGAGGGUUCCGCACCCUGUGAAUGCAUUGUUUGUAAUGUGUCACAGUUCAACAUCAUUGCCUUUUUGAUUUUUUAAAAAUUCUUUUUUUUUUUUUUUUUUUUAAAUGUAUGCAUGCCUUGCAGAGAGAGAUGUUAUGUUAUUGGAUGUUAGAUUAUUACAUAGCUAAAACCAUGAGCAUAGCUAUUUUCUUAUUGCUUUACCUGAAUGAAAAAUCGGAUGCUUGAAUUUUACAUCUAUGAGUUUUUAUAAAGUGAGAUCUCAUAA